Molecule: messenger RNA, 5666 nt
Organism: Diceros bicornis minor
Lineage: Eukaryota; Metazoa; Chordata; Mammalia; Perissodactyla; Rhinocerotidae
Gene: SLC45A3
Product: solute carrier family 45 member 3
Exons: 4
Coding region: 3540-5240 (566 amino acids)
Biological process (GO): transmembrane transport
Cellular component (GO): membrane
Molecular function (GO): sucrose:proton symporter activity
Source: RefSeq, a predicted model, not a curated record
GAAGCACUUAGGUCUUCCCCAUCUCUUAUGCUCCCACCCCCACUGUGUUCAGCCGUUUAUUCUUUAGGUAAACAUGUCCCAGGUCCCUUCUCGUGCCAGGGUGGGUGCCAGAGGGUCACAUUGGAGCCCACAGCCUGCUCUGGGGUGCCGCGUGUUGGAGUGCAUGGGGCGUGGAGGUCCCCGGUCUCUGGAGCUGGGCAGAUAGAAUGCAGGUUCACCAAACGUGCCCAGGGCGCUUGGCCUCUCUGGGCUGGGUUCUGCAUCUCCAGAGAUGAGGAAAGAUGGCUGGGGCAGAGCUCCAUGAAGGUUCCCAGAGGUCUUGGGUUUCCUUGCUGUCCCGUCAUCAGGGGGCCCAGAGAGGAGGGGAGAUAUUUGGAGCUUGAGAGGGACUUGUCUUCCUAGAAGGCUUCUAUUCCUUUCCACGAGGUCACGCCAGACUCCCCUUUUCUGUACCUCCACUACCGAGUCUGCCCACCCCCUCCCCACCAGGUGAGCACUGGGAGGCUGGCCCUUCUGGUUGAUCUUCUGUUUGCCAGACAGGCAGAGUGCUCCAGGAGCAGUGGGGCAGGAGGAUUUCAGUCAGACGCAUCUCUGAAACUGGAGGGUAUAGGGGAGAAUUGGAUCCUGUCUCCCUGAGGAGCACAGGGGAGCUCCUGAAACAGGGUGACCCAACAAGAGUCUGUCACUUUCCAGGUUUGGUGAGAAGUGUGCCCGGGAGCUGCAGGUAGGAGUGGUAGCUGGGAAAGUGGUGCCCACCCACUUCUUGUUCUUCACCUCUCUGAGCCUGGGAACUAGGCAGGGCUACUUUGUGCCCUCUGUUUGUGCCCCAGGGAAGGAGGCCCUGCAGAGACAGCUGGGGGCUGGAGUUAGUGCUGUGGGAGUCCUCCGUAGUUUCUUCCACCCUGAGGGCCCUGGGGUAGUGGAGACUGGGGGUCUGGGGAAAACGUAAGGAGAAGAAAGGGGGGCUUUGGAAGGGAGAGUAUUCUCAUGGGCUUGGAAUUCCUCAUGGGCUUGCAAUUCUGGGUCGGGAAGAGUAAAGUCUGGGGGUGGCAAGAGUGUCCUGGACACUAGGGCAGAGUAGAAGUCAAAAGAGGGAGGAUGGGCUCAGCAACCUAAGAACAGAGGGGUGUAGAGGAGGGCUAGCAGCCGGCCCACUUCUUUCCCUCCCAACACCUCUCAAUGAAUUCUCCCCUGGCCCAGCCCCCGGCUACCAGGUAAAGAACCUCUGGGGGUGGAGAGAGGCGCUGGGGAGGGGGAGGCAGCUAACGAGCUGGCUGGGCUCUAGGGGGAUAAGGGGACAUUCCUCCCUUCACCCCUUUUUGUCUUUCUCCCUUGUGGGCCGAGGAGGUUCCUGCUCUGUCUCGGGAGUGAGGAGCCGGAUUAAGGGAGGGAGGAAGGCAGGUGCGGUGAUUAAUGGUUGCUGGAGAGCUGCAGUUUAUUUUAAACAACAGGGAGCAAGCAAGGCUUGGGAAUGGGAGCAGGUUGUGGGUGAGGCUUGGUCUGACAGAGUCUCUGUUUGCUCAGGGAGGACCUGGUCCCUUAAAAAACCCAGAGCAGGUGAAUGUCCUGGUCCCUCCCAGACUGAGAGUGGGGAGUGGAAUGGGCUGGAAGCCUUUUAACCCAGAAUCCCUCCCUCCAAGCUGGAUAGCACCAGCCCUUGGUCCCUGUGUAGUCUCCUGCUUUCCUGCUGGAGUGGGGAGGACUCAGCUCCAGCUGAACCCACAGAGGCCCAGCUAAGGCUAAUGUCUGGUCCCCCACCUCCCUUUUGGGGCUGCAUGAGUCCAUGUUUUACACUCCUCCCCAUGCCACCCCCAUAGGAGUUCGUGCCCCUUCUCAAAGUGGAUGGUCUGGGUCUGAGCGGAACUUUGGGGAGGAGGAGGCUGCUGGUUGCCCAGCCUUAUCUGAAGUCCCUUCCUUCCUGGUCUACCAACUGCAAAGCCCCAGAAGGCAGGUGUGGGACGGACAGAUCUUCCCCAGGGCUGAUGGCCGUCUGAUGUCCCUGUGGCACAGUUCAGAGAGCACCUACGACACACUCUGGAACACACAUGGCCCUGUGGGGCUUUAGUGUUAUUUGAAAAGAUCGAAGAUGCUGAAGCGCUAAAUUAUGAGCUGCUGAGGUUGGAAGAGGGAAUGAGUGAGGCUGAGGGUACCCAGGGAGUCUCUUGGGUCGGGGAGGAGACUGAGCCAGGCCUUCUGUGCACCUUGCACAGGAGCAGUACUCUUCAACAACAUUCACCGGAUUGAAUCCGUGAGGCAAGGGAAGCCACUGCAGACGCCAGCCACAAGUGGUGGGAGGCUUGGUCAUCCCCCAGCCCCACUUUGGGAUGGAUGACGGGUUAGGGGACUCUUGCCUUUUCUCACCAAGGCCCACCCUCUAUAUCUCCUCUUCAGGGAAAGAAGACCUGGAGGCCAACACUGGGGGGUGGGGGCACAGGUGGGUGUUCCCCCAGUGGGAUCUCUCUGCACAGAAGGCAGGCCUGGCAGGAAGGGCUGUGAGGACUUCUCUGCUGAGAAUGGAGUGCUUUGCGGAACAGAGAAAGGCUGCCUGGGAAGUGUGGGGCAUCCUGCCAGCCCGGGGGUCACUGGCCUCACUGCAGUUGCUGCCAGGUGGUGCGGUUUCACGCCCUGUGGGACCUGGGAUGGCCCCACUGUCCCAUGACAGUUGGGCAGCGCAUGUGGGAAUGUUUCUUCCCCAUGAACGGUUGAACUCAGAGAGAAACUCGAGGGAGAGGUUUUCAGGCCUGGGUUCGUCCAGGGGAGUGCUCUUUAAGUGGUUUCAGUGACAGGUGAAAAUCCAGCCCAACAAACCACAGCCUCUCCUCCCUUCUCCCUGUCCUCCUGUGUCAUCAGUGGGGUGGGAGUUAUGGUGCAACAUGGCCCGUGGCCAGGCCGUGCAGAAUGGGAAGUGCUGCUCUUAACAAAGGGGAAUUGAACAGCCCAGCUUUGGGAAGUGGAGAGAGAAAAGCAAACAAACCAGGCCUGGCAGAGGGUCUCCGGGGCACCUUGAUAACGGCCUGGGGAACUGGGAAUUCCGUUGGUUUGAUUUUUUUUUUUUCCCCAAUACUAGCAGGCAAGGACAAUUGCAGAGAUAUUCCAAAACAGAGAAUAACCGACAUCUGUUUGGCUCUGGAGUAUGCUAAGUUUUAAAAAUCAUAUUUACUUUAUUAAUUGUGUCAGCCUUGGGCUAAUAUUAACAUGCAUUUCCUGACUGGGCAGUUGGGGGUGGCACCCAGCUGGCAGGGCCACAUCGUCAGCCUGGGAGUGAACAGGAUUCAGAGAAUUGAGAGCAAAUCCUGGAGACCUGGUUCCCGGGACUUAACACUCUGUGUGUUUGAUUGUCCCUCCCUUUUAGUAUCUGAGUGAUGACGUGUGUCCCCACGAAGCACCCCACAGCAACGGGCAUUUAGCAUGGGCUGAGAAGCUGGACCUGCACGGAGGGCUGGUAGAAAUGGGUUCCUGGCAGAGUCCCAGGCAGUUGGUGUCAGCGAGGAGGAGAGGCCUGGGCAUCUGGAGCAGGGCUGAGAUGACCCAGUUCUGGAAUGUGUGAACGGGCCGGAGCCCUCCCCGCCUGGCCCACCAUGGUCCAGAGGCUGUGGGUGAGCCGUCUGCUGCGCCAUCGGAAAGCCCAGCUCCUGCUGGUCAACCUGCUGACCUUCGGCCUGGAGGUGUGCCUGGCUGCGGGCAUCACCUGUGUGCCACCCCUGCUGCUGGAGGUGGGGGUGGAGGAGAAGUUCAUGACCAUGGUUCUAGGCAUCGGGCCAGUGCUGGGCCUGGUCUCUGUCCCACUCCUAGGCUCCGCCAGUGACCACUGGCGUGGGCGCUAUGGUCGUCGGAGGCCCUUCAUCUGGGCCCUGUCCCUGGGCGUCCUGCUGAGCCUCUUCCUCAUCCCGAGGGCUGGCCGGCUGGCAGGCCUGCUGUGCCCGGAUACCAGGCCCCUGGAGUUGGCCCUGCUGAUCCUGGGCGUGGGGCUGCUGGACUUCUGUGGCCAGGUGUGCUUCACUCCACUGGAGGCCCUGCUCUCUGACCUCUUCCGGGACCCAGACCACUGUCGCCAGGCCUUCUCUGUCUACGCCUUCAUGAUCAGCCUCGGGGGCUGCCUGGGCUAUCUGCUGCCGGCCAUUGACUGGGACGCCAGCGCCCUGGCCCCCUACCUGGGCACCCAGGAGGAGUGCCUCUUCGGCCUGCUCACUGUCAUCUUCCUCACCUGUGUGGCAGGCACCCUGUUUGUGGCUGAGGAGGCAGUGCUGGGCCCUGCCGAGCCGGCAGAAGGGCUGUCAGCCCCCUCGAUGCCGCCCCGCUGCUGCCCGUGCCAUGCCCGCCUGGCUUUCCGGAACCUGGGCGCCCUGUUUCCCCAGCUGCACCAGCUCUGCUGCCGCGUGCCUCGCACUCUGCGCCGACUCUUUGUGGCCGAGCUGUGCAGCUGGAUGGCGUUCAUGACCUUCACGCUGUUUUACACGGACUUCGUGGGCGAGGGGCUGUACCAGGGUGUGCCCAGGGCUGAGCUGGGCACCGAGGCCCGGAGACACUACGAUGAAGGGGUCCGGAUGGGCAGCCUGGGGCUGUUCCUGCAGUGUGCCAUCUCCCUGCUCUUCUCUCUGGUCAUGGACCGGCUGGUGCAGCGAUUCAGCACCCGGGCAGUUUAUCUGGCCAGCGUGGUGGCUUUCCCUGUGGCUGCGGGUGCCACAUGCCUGUCCCACAACGUGGCCAUGGUGACCGCCUCGGCCGCCCUCACUGGCUUCACCUUCUCCGCCCUGCAGAUCCUGCCCUACACGCUAGCCUCCCUCUACCACCGCGAGAAGCAGGUGUUCUUGCCCAAAUACCGAGGAGAUGCUGGAGGUGGCACCAGUGAGGACAGCCUGAUGACCAGCUUCCCGCCGGGACCCAAGGCCGGAUCUGCCUUCCCCAAUGGACACGUGGGUGCUGGAGGCAGCGGCCCGCUCCCGUCUCCACCCGUGCUCUGCGGGGCCUCUGCCUGCGAUGUCUCCAUGCGGAUGGUGGUGGGUGAGCCACCUGAGGCCAGGGUCGUUCCGGGCCGGGGCAUCUGCCUGGACCUUGCCAUCCUGGAUAGUGCCUUCCUGCUGUCCCAGGUGGCCCCGUCCCUGUUUAUGGGCUCCAUCGUUCAGCUCAGCCAGUCUGUCACUGCCUAUAUGGUGUCGGCUGCAGGCCUGGGUCUGGUCGCCAUUUACUUUGCUACACAGGUAGUAUUUGACAAGAGCGACUUGGUCAAAUACUCGGUGUAGAGUGCUUCUGAUCCACUGAGGGAGGGCCCCCUUCCCGUCUCCAGUCAACCCCAUAGGCUGAGGGCUGGCCUUCCAGUUUCUGUUGCUGCCAAAGUGGUAUGGCUCUCUGCUGCCACCCCGUGGCCAUCAGGUGCAUAGCUGCACGGAUAGGGGACUGGGACCCCCCCCCCCAAGUCUUAGGGCUGACUGAUGGUGGCUCUCCCAGUGGGCUUCAGUCUGGACUUCUACAGGGAGGCCAGAAGGGCAGGGCAUUUGAUUAGCUCUGUGCACUGGAAUGCAGGACUCUGCAGGGGAAUCAUCCAGGCUCAGGGUUAACAGCUGGUGUCCUGGUCAAGACACCCAGAGAAGGGAUUUGGGGAGUGGAAUAAACUGGGCUCCCACCUCCAAGCUCCCUUAUCCUGUAGUCCCAUAGGUUCCCCCAGUGUU